CUGGGUACGCCGGCUCGGUCCCCGUGCCCCCAGGGCGCUCACACGGGCUUGGUCAUGCCCCCCACGAGUACGCAGCUGCGCCGAGCAGCCAGAGGAGCCUGCGGCGCCGCACCGCCCGAGCCGGCGCCGGGCCCCGCGGGAGAACCACCCCGGCCUCGGCUUCCCUCCUCUCUGUAUGAAUGAACUCGGGCUGCUCGGAGUUUAUUUUUUUAUGAAUGGGAGCUGCAGCCGUGAAUGAAGCCGCGGGACAGCCCCUAUACGCUGAUUGGUCCUUGGGGCUGGGAAACACCGCCUCGCGGAUCGGCCGGGCGAGUCUCCGGAUUGGCGGGCGUGCCCGGCCCAGGGGUUUCAUUCACAAAAGUCAAUGAAACAAAGGGAACGGGUGGGGGGAGCGCGAACCCCGGACGAGGCGAAGGAAAUGCGCCAAUCAGCUGCUCCCCCGGGCUCACAACUGUGUGCGGCGCCCGGAAAACUAGCGGGUGCACGGGGGGCUCUGGGCCGGAGCCGCUUCGCUCCGGCCUAGCCAGGUGGCCUCUCGGCGCGGCCUGGGGACAUGCUGCGGACCCCCCCGCGGCUCCAGCACCGACGGCCCGGCCUCAGGUCUCUGCCCCCGCGCGGGGCCCCGGCCGCGCGGCCGGAGGGAGCGGCCGGAUGGAGCGGAGGAUGAAAGGCGGAUACUUGGACCAGCAAGUGCCCUACACCUUCUGCAGCAAGUCGCCCGGAAAUGGGAGCUUGCGAGAAGCAGCGCUGAUGGUCCCGCAGGGAAAGCUCAUGGACGCGGGCUCGCUGCCGCCCCCCGACUCUGAAGAUCUCUUCCAGGACCUAAGUCACUUCCAGGAGACGUGGCUCGCCGAAGCUCAGGUACCAGACAGUGAUGAGCAGUUUGUUCCUGAUUUCCAUUCAGAAAACUUGGCUUUCCACAGCCCCACCACCAGGAUCAAGAAGGAGCCCCAGAGUCCUCGCACAGACCCGGCCCUGUCCUGCAGCCGAAAGCUACCACUCCCCUACCACCAUGGCGAGCAGUGCCUUUACUCCAGUGCCUAUGACCCCCCUAGACAAAUCGCCAUCAAGUCCCCCGCCCCCGGUGCCCCUGGACAGCCGCCCCUGCAGUCCUUUCCCCGGGCGGAACAGCGGAGUUUCCUGAGAUCCUCGAGCACCUCGCAGUCCCACCCUGGUCAUGGGUACCUUGGGGAGCACAGCACACCCAGCUCCGUCUUCCAGCAGCCCCUGGACAUGUGCCACUCCUUCACAUCUUCUCAGGGUGGGGGCCGGGAGGCCCUCCCAGCCCCCUACCAACACCAGCUGUCAGAGCCCUGCCCACCCUACCCCCAGCAGAACUUCAAACAGGAAUACCACGACCCCCUGUAUGAACAGGCGGGCCAACCAGCUGUGGGCCAGGGUGGGAUUGGUGGGCACAGGUACCCAGGGGCUGGGGUAGUGAUCAAACAAGAACAGACGGACUUCGCCUAUGACUCAGAUGUCUCUGGGUAUGCCUCCAUGUACCUGCACACAGAGGGCUUCUCUGGGCCUUCCCCAGGGGAUGGAGCCAUGGGCUAUGGCUAUGAGAAACCUCUGCGACUGUUCCCAGAUGAUGUCUGCGUUGUCCCUGAGAAGUUCGAAGGAGAUAUGAAGCAGGAAGGGGUGGUCGGAGCGUUCCGGGAGGGGCCGCCCUACCAGCGUCGGGGUGCUUUGCAGCUGUGGCAGUUUCUGGUGGCCCUGCUGGAUGACCCAACCAAUGCCCAUUUCAUUGCCUGGACAGGCCGGGGGAUGGAGUUCAAGUUGAUUGAGCCUGAGGAGGUUGCCAGACUCUGGGGCAUCCAGAAGAACCGGCCGGCCAUGAACUACGACAAGCUGAGCCGCUCACUGCGAUACUAUUAUGAGAAGGGCAUCAUGCAGAAGGUGGCUGGUGAGCGAUACGUAUACAAGUUCGUGUGCGAGCCCGAGGCCCUCUUUUCUCUGGCCUUCCCAGACAAUCAGCGUCCAGCUCUCAAGGCUGAGUUUGAACGGCCAGUCAGCGAGGAGGACACAGUCCCUUUGUCCCACUUGGACGAGAGCCCCGCCUACCUCCCAGAGCUGGCUGGCCCUGCCCAGCCCUUUGGCCCCAAGGGGGGCUUUUCUUACUAGCUGCCAGUGGCUUCUGCCCC
Messenger RNA from Ochotona princeps (American pika), 2144 nucleotides. It is a transcript of the gene ETV4, whose product is annotated as ETS variant transcription factor 4. Gene Ontology annotation, cellular component: nucleus. Gene Ontology annotation, biological process: regulation of transcription by RNA polymerase II; cell differentiation. Lineage: Eukaryota; Metazoa; Chordata; Mammalia; Lagomorpha; Ochotonidae. The transcript has 13 exons. Bases 235 to 2124 code for a protein of 629 amino acids. Gene Ontology annotation, molecular function: sequence-specific DNA binding; DNA-binding transcription factor activity, RNA polymerase II-specific. The record is from RefSeq and is a predicted model, not a curated record.